Messenger RNA from Apis florea (little honeybee), 2448 nucleotides. It is a transcript of the gene Edc3, whose product is annotated as enhancer of mRNA-decapping protein 3. Gene Ontology annotation, cellular component: P-body. Gene Ontology annotation, molecular function: mRNA binding. NCBI's taxonomy places the organism in Eukaryota, Metazoa, Arthropoda, Insecta, Hymenoptera, Apidae. Gene Ontology annotation, biological process: deadenylation-independent decapping of nuclear-transcribed mRNA; P-body assembly. The record is from RefSeq and is a predicted model, not a curated record.
AUAUACUGUUAAUCUGUUAUUGACUCGUUCAUUUCCAGCAUAAGGUCACUUACACGACUCCCUUCUUCUUAGAUAUAUAAAGAGGGGAUAUGUUAGACCCACAGUUAGGUUUCUUUCACAUAAGCAAUGAAAACUUAUACAUAUACAACGAGACAGGAAUCUUUUUUGUGUCCACUGUGUCUUGUGUGCUUGUGUAUAAACUGGCAUUCCCGGUUUUAGCUUCUUUCUUUCUGUUUGCCUUGAUAGUCUUAUAUUCAGCUUCCGCGCAUUUGUGUAGAAAAGACCUUAGAGUAUACUAGCGCUUCUCCAUAAAGCAUUUCGGUAGUGGGGCUCGUCAUAGUGGGGAUGUUCACUUCGGCGCUUAACAAAGAUUUACAAGCAUUAUUGCGGCACGUUUUGCUGAGUACAAUUGAAUGAAUUAAGUGAAAAAUCGAUUGUAUGAAAAAUGAACCAAUGAUAUUGAGGUAUACUUGCUUUUCGUGUAGCAUGUUGAAUAGUUUCUUAUAAAUGAUAGGGUUAGAGUAGGGAUGAAAAUAUACAGAAAUUGGUGUCCGGUAUUCCAUGUUAAUGAAUGUGUUGUCAUAUGUUUGAUAAUACUUUUAAACAUCAAAAUAACUUUAAAAUCUUAAAUUAACCGUAAUAUUAUUAGGUGAAAUAAUUGUUCCACAGUAAAAAAAAAAAUUUACAUUCAAUCUACAUUAGCUAGAUAAUCAGGAUGUCAGAACAAUUUGUUGGUUGUACAGUUUCCGUAAAGUGUAUUGAAGAAGUUGGAACUUACCAAGGACAAAUAUUGGAUUUAAAUAAAGAUUGUAUUAUACUUUCUAAAGCUUUCUGUAAUGGGGUACCUCAUAGUUCACCUAUAGUAGUAUUAUGUGCAAAGGACAUAUUAAAUGUAGAAUUUAUAUCAAUUAAUGAGACGGCACUCAAUACAAAUGAUAACAAUCAAGCACAUAAUAAUGUAACUGUAAAAAGACCUAUUGCUAAAAGAGCUGGUAGAUCAUUUUCAGAAAGUGUUUCAUCUUCUGUUCAAUCUACAUCAUCACAAACACAAACAAAUGUUAAAAAGCCAAAUAGUUCUCAAUCUAUUAUAGAACAAUCUGCUAAUGGAAAAAUUCCAUUAGCUGAAUCUGUUGAUAAACCAAUACAAAAAAAAUUAAGUAAUAGACAAAGAAAUUUAGGACGUGAUGAAGAUACAUUUGGUACUCAAAUUGAUCAAGCAUUGAAUCAAGAUUUUGAUUUUGAAAAGAAUUUAGCUUUAUUUGAUAAAGAGGGCAUGUGGCAGAAAAUAAAUUCUUUAAAACCUAGAAAACAAAGGCAAACAGUAAACUAUAGGCAUGAUGAAAAUAUUAUUGUUUCUGAACCUACAGAUCUUAGACAAAUAAUGGUACCCAGUGCUGGUGAAAUAGAAUAUGUAACAGAUAAUGGUUUAAUAAUUCCUAGUAUAACACUUAAUCUUCAUCGUCAAUUAAUAGGAGCAGCAGAUCGAUUGGGAAUUAGUUGGGAGCGUAGAGUAGAACUUCUUGGUCGUGCUGGUGCAGAAAUUACAUUACAAUUAUUAGGAGGAAGUCAUCGAUUAGAUCCAAAUAAUGCACAUCAGUGGCCAACAGUUAUUGCUCUUUGUGGACCUCAUCGUUCUGGUGCUGCAGGUGUUAACUGUGCUAGACAAUUAUCUAGUCAUGGUAUUAAGACAAUAGUUUUUGUAGAAAAUUCUGAAGAUGUUUUUCUCCUACAAGAAUUGUCUUUAUAUAAAUUAACUGGAAACAAAGUAGAAACGAUUAAAAAUUUACCAUCAAUGGUGGAUUUAAUAAUUGUAGCUCUUUGUGAUGAAAACUCACCAAGAAUGAUUACACCUAUAGCAAAGUGGGCAAGUAAUAAUAGGGCACCUAUUUUAGCUAUUGAACCUCCAGCUACAGGAACACCUGGUAUUCUUAGCAAAUGUAGUCUGCUUGGUGGAUUACCAUUAUCUCAUAGUGUUGACAAUGGCAAAUUAUAUUUAUGUAAUCUUGCACUGCCAAACGAAGUAUAUGCAGACGUUGGUAUAACAUAUAGGUCCCCUUUUGGACCGAAAUUUGUCAUUCCUUUGCAUUCCAAUAAUUCUUAGCAAAUUUAUAAAAAGGAUCAUGCUUCUAAUAAAAUGUUAUAAUUUAGCGUACUCUUAUUUUUAUGCCUUGCUAAUAAAUUUAUACUUACAUCGCAAGAAUAUUGUCUGAAUUUAAUAAUAAAAAUCAUGUAAUGUAGCAUUUAAUGUUAUACAGUUGAAAUGUAGUUUGUGUAUAAACUGUUAUAAUUUGGUGUGCAAAGGCAAUUGUGUGUAAUAUUCUUUUAAAUGUAUAAGUAUACAAUGUAUACAUAAGAUUAAUAUAUAAAGAAUGAAUAUACAAUGUUUGGUUUUGUAAGUUACAUAAAAAAAUAAAUGCUUUUAAAUAAAAGUAAUAAAUUCAAGUAAAA